UUUACAUUAUUAAUACAUUACUUAACACGUGAUAUAAUAUAUGUAUAGUCUAUGAAAGAUACGACAUCUCAACGAUAAUAACAAUAACCACAACAACUGAUCCGUCAAAAGCAACGACAAUAAUGUCGAUAAAAACACCGACAAAUCAGCAACGGCUGACUAAUGUGGCCAUUGUUCGCAUGAAAAAGUGUGGCCAACGAUUUGAAAUUGCCUGCUAUAAGAAUAAAGUGGUCUCUUAUCGGCAAAAAGUCGAGAAAGACAUCGACGAAGUACUGCAGACACCGAUGGUGUUUACAAACGUAUCCAAAGGACAGACGGCUAAGAAAGAAGAUCUUCUGAAGGCUUUUGGCACCGAUGACCACAUGAAGGCUUGUCUUGAGAUCCUAGCGAAAGGUGAGCUACAGAUCAGCGAAAAGGAAAGAAGUCAUCAAUUGGAGGGUACAUUCAAAGAGAUAGCCACAGUUGUGGCCGACAAGUGUGUCAAUCCGGAGACCAAACGGCCAUAUAGUGUCAAUAUGAUUGAGAAAUGUAUGAAACAGUUGCACUUUUCUGUUAAACCCAAUCGCAACAGUAAACAACAGGCCGUCGAACUGAUUCCACAGUUGAAGACAGUUAUGCCCAUAGAGAGGGCACAGAUGAAGCUACGGGUAAUCACACACAAGAAAAACAAACAAAAACUAACAGAAUUUGCUGCUAGUGUUGAAUCGGAAGAACUCAAAGAUGACGGUCAACUGGAAAUGGUGUUUAUGGCCGAUCCAGGAAACUAUCGGCCAAUCGACCAGUUGGUUAACAGUACACCUAAAUCGCAGCUACACGUCCUUUUGUUGCGCGAGAUCGAGGACGGGGAGGCGUCACUCGAAUGAUACUCCGGCCGCACCCAACCUAACGCUCCAAUAUUGCAAACCCAUUGCAUCCAAAUCUUUGUAUAGGUU
Molecule: messenger RNA, 932 nt
Organism: Oppia nitens
Lineage: Eukaryota; Metazoa; Arthropoda; Arachnida; Sarcoptiformes; Oppiidae
Gene: Sbds
Product: ribosome maturation protein SBDS-like
Exons: 4
Coding region: 123-863 (246 amino acids)
Biological process (GO): ribosome biogenesis; cytosolic ribosome assembly
Source: RefSeq, a predicted model, not a curated record